Messenger RNA from Leopardus geoffroyi (Geoffroy's cat), 1542 nucleotides. RefSeq names its product olfactory receptor 4K2-like. Gene Ontology annotation, biological process: G protein-coupled receptor signaling pathway. The coding region runs from base 22 to 990 and encodes 322 amino acids. Gene Ontology annotation, molecular function: olfactory receptor activity; G protein-coupled receptor activity. The transcript has a single exon. NCBI's taxonomy places the organism in Eukaryota, Metazoa, Chordata, Mammalia, Carnivora, Felidae. The record is from RefSeq and is a predicted model, not a curated record. Gene Ontology annotation, cellular component: membrane.
GCAGAGCAGAGUCUGCAGAUCAUGGAGGGAUUCAACCAUUCUGGAGUAUCUGAAUUUGUAUUACUUGGACUUACUGAUUCUCCUGAGCUCCAGAUUUUUUUCUUUGUGAUGUUUUCUGUUUUCUAUUUACUAACUAUGUCAGGCAACUGCUUGAUUUUGCUCACAGUCCUAUGCACCCCACACCUUCACUCCCCCAUGUAUUUCCUCCUCAGCAACCUGUCUCUCAUUGACAUGUGCUUGUCCUCCUUUGCCACUCCAAAGAUGAUCAUGGACUUCUUCACUGAGCAUAAGACCAUCUCCUUUGAGGGCUGCAUUUCUCAGAUCUUCUUUUUGCACCUUUUCACUGGGACUGAGAUUGUGCUGCUGAUCUCCAUGUCUUUUGACAGGUACAUUGCCAUAUGCAAACCUCUCCAUUAUUCAACAAUUAUGAGCCAAAGAGUGUGUGUUGGGCUUGUGGUAACUUCUUGGACAGUGGGCUUCCUGCAUACAAUGAGCCAGCUAGCUUUUACUCUCUGUUUACCCUUCUGUGGUCCCAAUGUUGUAGACAGUUUCUUCUGUGACCUUCCUUUGGUCAUCCAGCUGGCUUGUAUAGAUGUCUAUGUUCUUGGAAUCUUCAUGAUCUCAACUAGUGGUGUGAUUGCUCUUGUAAGUUUUCUGCUUUUGCUCACCUCCUAUGUCAUUGUUCUUGUCACUAUCAAGGACCACUCCUCCACAGGAUCAUCUAAGGUUUUUUCUACCUGUACUGCACAUUUCCUAGUUGUGUUAAUGUUCUUUGGGCCCUGCAUCUUCAUCUAUGUGUGGCCUUUCACCAACUUCCUGGUGGACAAAGUUCUGUCUGUUUUCUAUACCAUCUUUACCCCCUUCCUGAAUCCACUUAUCUAUACUUUGAGAAACCAGGAAAUGAAGAUGGCUGUGAAGAAGAAACUAAGUAACCAAUAUCUAAAUCUUGGGAAAACUUCUCCUAGAUAUCCAGUGCAAUCAAUCUCCUGAGAUUUAUAUCAUCAGUUUAUUUUUAUAGCAAUACUUAGUAUCUUCAUUUCAAGUCUUUUAGUUUAAAUUCACAAAAAGAAGAAGCCAGGGUUGAGAGAUGUGAAGUAAUCUUGUCUAAAAAUUACUGAGAUGUUUGUGAGCCUUUUGAGGUUACAGACACAUUUGAAAAUCUGCUGAAAUCUAUAGGUUAUUUUCACAGAAAAAUGCACAUAUAAUCAAAACAUAAAUUCAGGGCUUCAUAUACCCAUGAAUCCUAUCAACAUACCUCAGCAACUUAGAGAAACCUGAGAUAAAAUACUGUUCUCUUGUCUUCUACCCCAGAACAUUCGUACUCAGUUGCACAGCCUUGUGGUACUUUGAUGGUGUCCACUUGCAGAACUUUGAUUAAAAGUGUUUAUUUUUCAUUAGAAAUAUUUUUAUGGGAAAAUUCAAAUGGUGAAGAGAUUCUUCUGAGUCAACUUUGAACAAAAGAGAACAGUUUGGAGGAUCUGAAAUUUAACAAUCUGGUUUCUUAAGAGGUGUAUAGAUCAUUACCACACUUGAUAUAGCAAA